Molecule: messenger RNA, 9111 nt
Organism: Schistocerca gregaria
Lineage: Eukaryota; Metazoa; Arthropoda; Insecta; Orthoptera; Acrididae
Product: E3 ubiquitin-protein ligase UHRF1-like
Exons: 13
Coding region: 3079-5685 (868 amino acids)
Biological process (GO): protein ubiquitination; negative regulation of gene expression via chromosomal CpG island methylation
Molecular function (GO): ubiquitin protein ligase activity; protein binding
Source: RefSeq, a predicted model, not a curated record
AAGGAAAGCGUUUCUGAAGAAGAGAAAUUUGUUAACAUCGAAUGUAGAUUUAAGUGUCAGGAAGUUGUUACUGAAAUUAUUUGUAUGGAGUGUAGCCAUGUAUGAAAGUGAAACAUGGACGAUAAAUAGUUUGGACAAGAAGAGAAUAGAAGCUUUCGAAAUGUAGUGUUAAAGAAAAAAGCUGAAGAUUAGAUUGGUAGAUCACAUAACGAAUGAGGAGCCAUUGAAUAGAAUUGGGGAGAAGAGGAGUUUGUGGCACAGCUUGACGAGAAGAAGGGACCGGUUGAGAGGACAUAUUCUGAGGCAUCAAGGGAUCACAAAUUUAACAUUGGAGGGCAGUGUGGAGGGAAAAAAUCAAAGAGGGAGACCAAGAGAUGAAUACACUAAGCAGAUUCAGAAGGAUGUAGGUUGCAGUAAGUACUAGGAGAUGAUGAAGCUUGCACAGGAUAGGGUAGCUUGGAGAGCUGCAUCAAACCUGUCUUAGGACUGAAGAUGAUCAUCAACAACAACAACAACAACAACAACACCAACAACAACAACAACGGAGGCAUAUAGCAGCCUUUUUUCCUUUCACUCUAUUUGCGAGUAGAACAAAGUAAGAGCAUAUGGACUAUCAGACCAAUUGUGUUUGGAUUGAAGAAUUCCUAGAUAACAGAAUGCAGCAUGUCAUUCUCAAUGAAGAGAAGUCUUCUGAAGUAAUAGUGAUUUCAGGAGUGCCGCAAGGAGUGUGGUAGGACUGUUGCUAUUCACAAUAUACAUAAAUGACCUUGUGGAUAACAUCGGAAGUUCACUGAGGCUUCUUGCGGAUGAUGCUGUGGUAUAUCGAGAGGUUGUAACAAUGGAAAAUUGUACUGAAAUGCAGGAGGAUCUGCAGCGAAUUGAUGCAUGGUGCAGGGAAUGGCAAUUGAAUCUCAAUGUAAACAAGUGUAAUGUGCUGCGAAUACAUAGAAAGAAAGAUCCCUUAUCAUCUAGCUACAAUAUAGCAGGUCAGCAACUAGAAGCAGUCAAUUCCAUAAAUUAUGUGGAAGUACGCAUUAGGAGUGAUUUAAAAUGGAAUGAUCAUAUAAAGUUGAUCGUCGGUAAAGCAGAUGCCAGACAGAUUCAUUGGAAGAAUCCUAAGGAAAUGCAAUACGAAAACAAAGGAAGUAGGUUACAGCACACUUGUUCGCCCACUGCUUGAAUACUGCUCAGUAGUGUGGGAUCCGUACGAGAUAGGGUUGAUAGAAGAGGUAGAGAAUAUCCAACAGAGAGCAGCGCACUUCAUUACAGGAUCAUUUAGUAAUCGCGAAAGUGUUACAAAGAUGAUGGAUAAACUCCAGUGGAAGACACUGCAGGAGAGACACUCAGUAGCUCAGUACGGGCUUUUGUUGAAGUUUCGAGAACACACCUUCAACGAGGAGUCAAGCAGUAUAUUGCUCCCUCCGACGUAUAUCUCGCGAAGAGACCAUGAGGAUAAAAUCAGAGGGAUUAGAGCCCACACAGAGGCAUACUGACAAUCCUUCUUUCCACAAACAAUACGAGACUGGAAUAGAAGGGAGAACCAAUAGAGGUACUCAAGGUACCCUCCGCCACACACCGUCAGGUGGCUUGCAGAGUAUGGAUGUAGUUGUACAAGGUACCCUCCACCAUGCACCCUUUGGUUGCUUGUGUAGUGUGUGUAUGUAUAUAUUAAAACAUGUAAGAAAAUUAAAAAAAUAUUGGUUGAAACUAACCUAAAACUUCAUGACUUAGUUGAAAUGUUUUGUUACAUACACAUUUAACUGUAUCUGAUACUCUGGUAAUCAGUGACUUGGAUCUUUAACAUUCUACAAUUUGGCGAUCUGCAUAUUGCUUAGAUCUAUUAAUAAUUCCUCUUUCAGCUCUGUUUAUCAAAAUGCCACUUAAAAAUGAACUGUAUUUUGAGAAGCUAUAUAUAGGAAGUUGUGACUGGCACAUAGCUGUUUGUUUACAGAACAAUGUUAAAACUUUAAGCAUACCGGUAACACAGAUUGGUUGCAUUAACAAUCUUAUCUGUAGCGUAGGCUGAGGUCUACAUUGGGUUGAAGGGUUGUUACUUUCAAAGGCGAAAUAAAGAUUGUGGUAACAGACAUUCGUGAGGUAUUGCCUCGUAUUUUGUUUGCGCCAUAUGUAAAUGCACUUUUCCAUAUCUAACGCAGUUUUCAUAAUAAAAAUUAAAACUACUUGAGCAUUACCGAAAAGAUAUCUUACACAACGAACAAGCAUCCGAAGUGUGUUUUGAUGCAUAUUACGUGCAUAUAUCGUACACAAACCGGAAAAAUGGAAGUGGCGUUCCGCUACGUAACUUUUACCCAUUUCUGAUCGGUCUUUUCGCAUUUGCUAUCGCUGGUAUGGAUGCAAAGACAAAUUGGUAGUAAGUAUUGCAACUUCUGAGUGGUAGUUACAUUAAUAAGCUCCACUUAACAUGUUAAAAAAUAUAUAGACAUUUUGUGCUGAAGGCGUAGUAAUAUGUAUUAUGCUGUAAAUCACUCUGCCAUCCAACUAAUAAUUCGUAAUCAAUUGGUUUCAAUCCAUCACGUGCACACUAAUCGGUAACUCUGACUACACUGCGGGUUAGUAUGUCACCAUACUCGAGAUUAUUCGCAUUCGAACCUUGUUUCUACAUUUAAUUCUCAUAUCGAAAGCUUCAUCCAAGCAAUCUAUAUCGACUUGACGUUCCACAAUAACAGCUGUGGGCAUGUCUGUAUACACGCUUCGGUCAACACAUCAGGUUCACGGGAUGAAUUUUUCGCCGGUCACGGCCAUCACGUGACUGUUACUUAUGUCAAUAGAGCUGCAUACAGGUUCGGUCUCCAGACGGCGUUGGCACGCUUUCGGCGCUUCUGACGACGUCGUGAAACAAUUCACCCGGGCUCGCGAGACGCACUUUCCAAAGAGAGAGGCAGCCUCACUGCUUUGAAUAUCUUUAUGGAGAUCAUUGCAUGGAUCCAUAGGAGUCUCCGGUUAAAGUUGGCAGGACUGUAUACUCUGUGUUGCCGCGCUUUUUAGCAUUCAAGCGUUGUUUGUUGAAGGCGUUUUGACGUGUUGGUACCGUGCACGUGUAGUAGGAGAACAGUAAAAAUGUUCGUGAAAGUUAGAGGCCCUGAUUGUCAAAGAGUGGAAAUAAUAACCAUCACAUUGUUGAUGCCUGUCAAAGAGUUGAAAGAAAAAGUCGGCAAACUCUUUGACGUGGAGCCAGCUAAACAGCGUCUUAUCUAUCGCGGGAAGCAAUUGGAGGACGAAUACAAACUGUUCGAUUAUGGCGUUCAAAUGAAUGAAGUGCUGCAAUUAAUUGUAAAACAAAAUGUGACUCAGAAGGAAGAGGAUAAAGAAAUUCAGGAGCCACCGCUCAGUACAGAGAAACGUCUGAAGAAUCUGCCCAAAGUAUCAGAGACAAAGCAUUUUAAGGUUGGCGAAUAUGUUGACUUUGUGGAUACCUUGAUUGGAGCGUGGUUCCAAGGCAAGAUUAAAAAUAUCUAUGUGGAGAACCAGGCACGUUUUGAUGCUUUCAGCAAUGAAGUAGACCCUCCCACUCACAAAAAUGGUAUUUUCAAAGAUAAAAGUACUGCCGACAAAGGCUCGGGUACAUUUAAGAAGGAUUCUAAAGAGGAAACGUCAGAUGAAGAAAUAUACGAAACAGAUAGUGGUCGUUGUAGUAGCCUCGGGAUGGAAGAGAAUGGAACGAAAGGUAAAGAGGCCGCAGGGAAUACACGUGAGUCGAAAGGAACAGUGCAAGGAGAGUUGCAGGAUAGUGCUCCCAAUGCCUCCCCUGAGAAAACAAAUGCGGCGAGUGACACUGAACAUUCUGAAAGUGGGGACAGUGGACACUCCUCUCAUACGUCAGUUAAGAAAACAUCACAAAGGAAUGGAGACGCCAUGUCCAAGGGAGCUCCGGGUGAUGAAACUAGGCUGGAUGAUGGCUGUGUAUACGAGAUAACCAACCUCAAUCACGUCGAUGAAGCAGAAAUGUUGAGCAAGCUCUCAGAAAUUCGCCCGAUGUCGCAAAAGCUUUUGAAAUUUGCAGAUGUUAAAGUGGGACAGACAGUUCUGGUUAACUACAAUGAUAGUGAGCCAGAUAAACUAGGUCACUGGUUUGACCUCAAAGUUUCAAAGGUUGCAAAUGGCAGAAUGAAGAAGUGGCUUGAAGGUGAACUUCGCAUACAUAGUCGGAGUGGAUGUCAACUGAAUAAUGUGAAGAUUAAUAAUGUUGAAAAGAUAUGGGUCACUGAAAAACUGGAACUGCUGAAAGACAGAAAAGAUUUUUCUGAUCUGGAGUCUAUACAGAAACGCCCUGUUCCUGCACUCUGUGACAAGUGCAAUGACAAUCCUCUCAAGAGGUGUAAAUCGUGCAGUUGUCAAGUAUGUGGGAAGAAAAAUGAGCCGUCCAAGCAAAUCAUGUGUGAUGAAUGUGAUUCACCGUAUCACAUAUGGUGCCUUACACCUCCUCUGGAAGAAAUCCCAGAUGUGGAUGAAUGGUUCUGUCCCGAUUGCAAAAAUGAUGAAAAUGAAAUCGUCAGAGCUGGACAUAAGCUCAAAGCUAGCAAGAAGAAGGAAAAUUCGGUCUGGGUGAAAAGUGGUUACACUAAAUGGGGCAAGGGGAUGGCAAAUGUUGGGCUCUCCAAAAGAUGUACCAUAGUGCCGCCUCACCACUUUGGACCCAUACCGGGUGUGGAAGUAGGAACAUGCUGGAAGUUCCGGAUACAGGCGUCUGAAGCUGGAGUUCACAGACCGCCUGUCAGUGGUAUUCAUGGACGCGAGGACGUGGGUGCCUUCAGCAUUGUACUGAGUGGAGGAUACGAAGAUGAUGAGGAUUUUGGAGAUAGCUUUUGGUACACCGGUGCUGGCGGUAGAGAUUUGUCCGGCAAUAAACGUACUUCUGUGCAGUCAUCAGACCAGCUGCUCACAAAUACUAACAAGGCUCUUGCCGUUAACUGUGCAGCUCCGUUGAAUGAAAAGGGGGCUAAAGCUGACGAUUGGAAGAAGGGAAAACCGGUGCGCGUCAUUCGAAGCUACAAAUUCCGGAAGCACUCUAAGUUUGCUCCAGAGGAUGGGUUGAGGUACGACGGCAUCUACAAAGUCGCGGAAUAUCGCCCAGAAAAAGGGCAAUCUGGUUUCAUCGUAUGGCGAUACUUCCUGCGUCGGGACGACCCAACACCGGCCCCGUGGACGGCAGCUGGAAAGAAAUUAAUAGCAUCUCUUGGCCUUCAACUUGAGGUGCCAGAAAACUACGAUGUAGCGCUCGCAAAGAAAUCUGGAGAUAAGCCGAAGAAAACAGCCAAACGUAAAAUAAGCAAUGGAAAUGAAAUAAACUUUUUCACAAAAAAGGUGAAAGCUGAGCCGUAUGUGAUCGAUGCAAAAAUCCAAAAAAUUAUUGCCAAAGACAAGCAAAACACAAAGCUGUGGGAAACCUGCAGUUCUUCACUUCAAGAUGGCAAAAAGAAAUAUCUCGAUGCUGUUAUGGAAAAUUUUUCUUGCAUAUGUUGCCAAGAAUUGUUGUAUCGACCCAUUACCACGCCUUGUAAUCACAAUUUCUGUUUGGAUUGUAUGCAGAGAGCUUUCAAAGCAGAAGUCUAUACUUGCCCUACAUGCAGGGAAGACUUGACCAAAAAAUUCCAGUUUGUUGUGAACGAACAUUUAUUUGGUGUCCUGAAGGCAUUCUUUCCUGGCUACGAAGAGGGCCGCAAAUAAAUUGCUGAAAAAUACUCUCUCCACAGUGUGAAUUUUAGCCCAGAUAUAUUGUUUGUAAAGAUAUUUACUCAAAUGUAAGAAAGACUUGUAUUAUACUUGAUACUAAUAUCAUGCAUCCAAUUCGUGCAUCUUUUUACCAUUUUUAUUACAAUCUUGUAUUGUUUUAAGUGUUCAAGUGUAAUUGUCAAGGGGCCGUGAGCAGUGCAAAAAAUCAAAUUUAAAAAGUCAUUGUAGAUUAUACAGACUUUAUGAUUUUUUUCUGAUCAAAUAGGCUUAGAACAUUAUUUGCCUGUGAUCUGUGUUUUUGAUAAUGAAUUUUUACAGAUCUGUCAAGCUAGAACAUUUACCAAGUGCAAAAUAUUUCUUUCUUGUGUUUCUAUAUUGUUGUUACAGAGAUUUUUAGCUUCUAGUAUUUCUAAUGAUGCAACCUCAGUUGUAGUAGUUUUUAAUGGAUUUUUAUGCCGUGUAGCCUAUGCCAUAAAUUUUAUUGGCAAGUACAUAACUGUCUGCUGUGCAGCUUAGCUGUGGCUGACCUGUGUGCAUAUCAAAAUUUCAUGCUUUACUCUGCAAUGGCUCUGCUACAGCUGCCUGUGCAGAACAUUAUCUCUUGUUACCAGUACCCCACUUUUUUUUUGUUUUAUGGUUGGUUUUGUGACACAUGUUAGGGACUGUAGCUGUUAAUCUUUGCUUAGCACAGCUGUACUCCUGUGCAAACUUAUUUUAUUGUUAGUUACAUAUAGAAUAGUGUCUAUUCUGUGGUUAAUAUCCUGUUGGACCAUGCUUUGUUCCUUUGUUGGUGGUUCUUUAUUAAAUUUGUACAUUUUAAUUGUAAUUGUUUGAAUAACAGUUAUUCUUCAAUUCAAAUUGUUGUUGUAAUGGCUCAAAUUCUUCGGAACUGUGAAAGAUUUCAGUAUAUAUUCUGUUGUUUAAAACUUUCAGUCUUUUAAUUUUGGAGUUGAUCAAAAUUUUACUUAGGGAUAAGAAUGAAGAUUUCCAUUGUUACUGUUUAUGCUUAUGUUGUUACAUAUGUCUUCUCCACAAUAGUGAAUCAGCCUUUUACUUGGGUACUACAUGAUGGAGUUUUGUUAACUGUGACUCAGACUCGAGCACUCUCAUCUGUCUCUGCCACAUAAUUUUUCUUGCUGUAGUGUAAAUAGAAAUUUAUCUUUUUACAAUAGGCACAGUAAAAAGAUUCACACAAUCAUAGCUUUCAGCCAUUAAGGCCUUUGUCAACAGUACACACACACACACACACACACACACACACACACACACGUCUGCAGUCUGAGAGCUGAAACUACACAGUGUAGUUUCAGCUCUCUGAGACUGCAGACAUGAGUGCAAGUUGCAUUUGCAUGUAUAUGUGUGUCUACUGCUGACAAAGGCCUUAAUGACCGAAAGCUAUGAUUGUGUGAAUCUUUUUAUUGUGCCUAUCGCGACUCAGCAUCUCCGCUAUAUGGUGAGUAGCAACUUUCCUUCUCUGGUAUUGUUAGAUUCCCUCCUGGAUUUUCCACUGUUCUAUUUAAUUUUUCUUUCCGUCACAUGUGAAGAUGACGUGGCUGUUUUCGAAUAACAGACAACACUUGUAAUUCAUCUCCUAUUGUACAUUCAUUUUUUUCUUUUGCUUCCUCUUGGUUAUCUCAGAAACUGAGAUUGUGGAAAUGCAAAAUCUUUUCUCUCAGUGUAUUUUUACUAAUAUGAGCAGUAUAGUAUUUAUUUCAUACUGUAUAGAUUUGCCCAUUCGAUUGACAACAACAAUUCCCCCCCCCCCCCCCCUCCAAAAUUGGCUUGUUGACUGGAUAAGAGACAAUUGAAGUAGCAUCAAAUGUACUUCAUCGCUCCCAUUGCAUCCAAAGCUCUUCAUAUAUGGUCCUAUGAAACAAAAAAAUGUUAAAUCAUUUUCAUGCUUUGCUUUAUUUAUAAUAUGCAGCCAUUUGUGUAGUUCAUUAGCUUUAGGAUGUGUUGUGUUAAAUGACAAAAACAAUUGUAUUUUAUACUUGGUAUUUUAGUAUCUUAAGAGUUAUUUGGUGCACAUAUUUUACAACAGAGAAAUUCAGGGUUUUAGAUAAAUACCACGUGAAAAGAGUCACAAGGUUUUAUUUCUUAUUUAUUUUUCAUUUAUUUUUGUUGUACCUGUAUUCCACUUCAUGGGUUGAAAUGUAUGAAUAGUUUUGCAGCAGUAAUCUGCACCUGGUGAACAUUCUCGAUUAUCAGCCAUUUGCUGGAUUCAGAUCUUUUCCAUGAAUUCCAGUACGCAACUAUUUGCAUCCAUGUUGCUCUUGCAUUAUUUCUUGGAAUCCAGUGAGACAUUUCCUUGGUCCAUGUACUAUAUUGUGGUCUUUGCUACAUAUGCUCCCCAUUUCUAUUUCAUUCUCAUUCAUAGUUGUUAAUAUGUCUCCUGGUUUGUAUCUUGAUCCGUUUGUCAUUUAGUAAUUCCCAAAACUUGUAAUACAUGCCACAUGUGGAACACACAUGUUUAGCAUGUUCCUUCUGGUUUAAAUUACCACUGGCACUCCAGGCCUUUUGUACUUUAUAAGUUUAUUUCUGUUGUUACCUGUUAAUUUAUAAUCAUCUGUCCAUAAAAAAUUUCUGCUGUUUUUGUGGUAGUAUUAUGAAUUUGUUUUAUUUUAAUUGCAGUAUGUUGAUCAUUGUUUCAGUCUACUUUCUAUUUGAUUUCUUCUGAAAGAAUUUGUUGAGGUAUCAUAUCCAUAGUUGAAAAAAUCAUUCAAUAGUACUUCUAUUACCUUAAGCUUUAAAAUGCCCUAAUAUUAUUUUGCUGUGGGACUUGCUGCCAUUCAUCACAUUUUCUGCCUCCUCAAUGUAAACAUGGUGGUGUGUGCACUUGAAUGAAUUUUCCUAUUUGCGUACAUACCUUAUGUAAAUUGUCGCUUUCAUAUGUCUCCAUAUAAUUGUUUAUUUUUCGAGAUAAGGUCUUCAUUCAGUGUAACCUGGUAUGCCUCCAUAUUUCUAAAUUCUCAUAGUCUAAAUUUCUAAUUCCCUUCCUGAUAGCUCACUUAAUCUGAUUCUACUCUGAAAUAUUUUGUUUAUUUUUAGAACUAGCUGUGUAGAGAUUUCCUUAAUAGCUAUAUCAUUGCCUUUACUUUUCUUGUUCACAAUAAAGCAGUCAUUUUAAUUUCCACCCAGCUGCAUUUCUCUGUAAUAAAAAUGUUCUUAUCUUUAUAACUCUUAUCUGAUCUUCACUUUAUCAGUACUUCUGAUAACUUCACUAUGUCGCAUUUGAUCUUACUUUAUUUCUGUAAUUUAUCUUUGACUAUGAAGUUCUGCAAUUGACUGAUGCUAUAGUCUUUGCAAUACUUUUUUAAUGAUGUGUGCCAAAAAUGAAAUCAUUGAGCUAAAUUGAGAAUAUUAAGAUUUAAGAUGAAAAUUAACCUGCAAAAUGAGGAGUGUCUACUUAAUAAUUGCAUA